AUGGAGCUAUUCGAGCUUAUUCGAAUGCUUAUUGUGAUUGUUGUACUUUUCUUUUUCUGUUGGACACCUUCUUAUAUUUGGUGGAUAUUUUUGUGUGCGCAAGAUACAUUUGGGACCUUUAAUAUUUGGAAUUCUGAAGUGAAUACUAUAAUAACAGUUCUGACUUAUCUCUCAUCAUGUACAAAUCCCAUAACCUAUUGUUUUUUGAACAAUAAAUUUCGCAAUGCUCUGAUACUUACAUUUGGAUGGAAACGCUCGAGUGCGCGAAAGAGCAAAAGUGAGGGUCAUUACAAUUACACACAAAACACAUCUCCUAUGGAAUAUAGAAGGCGUUCUUAUGAUCCGAAUGAUGAAAAUUAA
Meloidogyne enterolobii is the source of this 360-nucleotide messenger RNA. The record is from the annotation of a GenBank genome assembly. NCBI's taxonomy places the organism in Eukaryota, Metazoa, Nematoda, Chromadorea, Rhabditida, Meloidogynidae.